Thermothielavioides terrestris NRRL 8126 is the source of this 3678-nucleotide messenger RNA. RefSeq lists its product as uncharacterized. Gene Ontology annotation, molecular function: ATP binding; ATP hydrolysis activity; translation elongation factor activity. Lineage: Eukaryota; Fungi; Ascomycota; Sordariomycetes; Sordariales; Chaetomiaceae. The record is from RefSeq and is a predicted model, not a curated record. Bases 116 to 3301 code for a protein of 1061 amino acids. The transcript is spliced from 3 exons.
GCAGGAUUAGAUUCCCUGUUCUUCGAUUCGCGCGACGUUCAUAGACUUACCGUCUGCUGUUCUUUCUCGACACGAACAUCUUUGAGGUUUCGAUUUACCACGAAAAUCGCCCAUAAUGCCUGCCGCCACUUCUCAGGUCGCCGCCGAGAACGCCAAGAGCGUCAAGGUUCUCGACGAGCUGAUGCAGAAGCUCACCAUCUCCAAGGAAGCCGAUGCCAUCAAGGAAUCCACUACUGCCAUCGCUUCCUUCAUCAAUGGCCGCAUCGAGGACCUCGAUACCCCCACCAGGACCGUGGAGGCUCUUAAGAAACAGCUCGCCAACAAGAAGGAUGCCACUGUCCGCGAGAAGGCCCUUCUCGCGAUCCAGGCCAUCGCUCAGCACUCCGAGGUUUCCGCCCAUGUCGAGCCCUACCUCGUCGCCUUGCUCCCCAGCGUCCUGGCUGGCGCUGGUGACAAGAUCACGGCCGUCAAAAACGCCGCCAUCGCGGCUGCGCUGGCCAUCGCCGAGGCGGUCAACCCCAACGCCGUCAAGGCCGUUCUUCCUCCCCUCAUUGACUCCCUGAGGAACGCCCAGAAGUGGCCCGAGAAGAUGACGGUUCUCGACUUCAUCGACACCAUCAUCCGCACCGCCCCUACCCAGACUGCUCUCCGCGUCCCCGAUCUCAUUCCCGUGGUUUCCGAGGCCAUGUGGGACACCAAGAAGGAGGUCAAGGACCGCGCCUACAAGACCAUGGAGAAGGUCUGCCAGCUGAUCGUCAACCGCGAUAUCGAGCGCUUCAUUCCCGAGCUCAUCAAGUGUAUCGCCAAGCCCGAGAACGUCCCCGAGACGGUCCACCUGCUCGGCGCCACCACCUUCGUCACCGAGGUCCAGGAGCCCACUCUGGCCCUCAUGGUUCCUCUUCUCGACCGUGGUCUCGCCGAGCGUGACACCGCCAUCAAGCGCAAGUCGGCCGUCAUCGUCGACAACAUGUGCAAGCUCGUCGACGAUCCCAACAUCGUCGCUCCUUUCUUGCCUAAGAUGAUGCCUGGCCUCCAGAAGAACUACGAAAACCUUGCCGAUCCCGAGGCCCGCGAGAAGACCAAGCAGGCUCUCGACACUCUGAUCCGCGUCGGCAACGUCGUCGAUGGCAAGAUUCCCGAGGUGCGCAACCACGGUGACAUUGCCACCAUCAUGGGCCACCUGAAGGACGUGCUCUCUGGCAAGCAUGCUGCUGCCUUCGAGAAGUUCACACCCGUGCUCGAGUACGCCGCUGCCAUCGCCGGUCAGCUGGUCGACGAGAAGGCGACGGACGCUGCCACGUGGGCCGAGAGCGUCAAGCCCUACAUCUCCGUUGUGGUUGGAGAUGCCGAGUCUCAGGGCGUCAUCGAUGCGCUCCGCAGGCGCGCCAUCCCUGGCGCUACUGACGAGGACGAAGUCGAGGAUGACGAGGAGGAGGGCGAGGAUCUGUGCAACUGCACCUUCUCGCUCGCCUACGGUGCCAAGAUUCUGCUCAACCAGACCAACCUCCGCCUCAAGCGUGGCCAGCGCUACGGUCUGUGCGGCCCCAACGGCUCCGGCAAGUCCACCCUGAUGCGCGCCAUCAACAACGAGCAGGUCGAGGGCUUCCCCAAGCAGAGCGAAGUCAAGACCGUCUUUGUCGAGCACGACCUGGACGCGGCCGAUACGGAAAUGACCACCAUUGAUUGGACCAUGAAGAAGCUUGCCGAGGCCGGCGUCGAGACCACCCAGGAGGAUGUCGUCAAGCGCCUGAACGAGUUCGGCUUCACCGACGAGAUGAUCAAGAACCAGAUCACCUCGCUCUCUGGUGGUUGGAAGAUGAAGCUCGCCCUGUGCCGUGCCGUCUUCGAGGCUCCCGAUAUUCUUCUUCUGGACGAGCCCACCAACCAUCUCGACGUGGUGAACGUGAAGUGGCUCGAGGACUACCUCAUCAACUCGCCGUGCACUUCCAUCAUCGUCUCGCACGACAGCGGCUUCCUUGACAACGUGUGCCAGCACAUCAUCCACUACGAGCGCUUCAAGCUCAAGCGCUACAAGGGCAACCUCAAGGAGUUCGUCCGUCGCGUGCCUUCGGCCAAGUCGUACUACGAGCUCGGCGCCUCCGAGAUGGAGUUCACGUUCCCGGAGCCCGGCUUCCUGGAGGGUGUCAAGACCAAGGCCAAGGCCAUCUUGCGUGCCAACAAGAUGAGCUUCCAGUACCCUGGCACUUCCAAGCCGCAGCUCACCGACAUCACCUUCCAGUGCUCGCUCGGCUCGCGUAUUGCCGUCAUUGGCCCCAACGGUGCUGGCAAGUCCACGCUGAUCAACGUCCUCACCGGCGAGCUCGUUCCCACCAGCGGUGAGAUCUACCAGCACGAAAACAUCCGUAUCGCCUACAUCAAGCAGCACGCGUUCGCCCACAUCGAUAACCACCUGGACAAGACCCCGUCCGAGUACAUCCAGUGGCGUUUCCAGACCGGCGAGGAUCGCGAGACCAUGGACCGCGCCAACAAGAUCAUCACCGAGGCCGACGAGGAGGCCAUGAACAAGAUCUUCAAGGUCGAUGGCACUCAGCGCCGCGUCAUCGGCAUCCACGGUCGCAGGAAGUUCAAGAACAGCUACGAGUACGAGUGCUCGUUCGUCCUCGGCGAGAACGUCGGCAUGAAGAACGAGCGCUGGGUGCCCAUGAUGUCUGCCGACAACGCCUGGUUGCCUCGUAGCGAGCUGCUCCCCUCUCACCAGAAGCUGGUGGCCGAGGUGGAUAUGAAGGAGGCCCUCGCUUCUGGCCAGUUCCGCCCCCUGGUCCGCAAGGAGAUCGAGGCGCACUGCGCCAACUUCGGUCUGGAUGCCGAGCUGGUAUCCCACUCCCGCAUGCGCGGUCUGUCUGGUGGCCAGCGUGUCAAGGUUGUUCUUGCCGCUUGCUCGUGGCAGCGUCCUCACCUGAUCGUUCUCGAUGAGCCUACCAACUACCUCGACCGCGACUCGCUUGGUGCAUUGUCCAAGGCGCUGAAGAAGUUCGAGGGUGGUGUCAUCAUCAUCACCCACAGCUCCGAGUUCACCAAGGACCUGACCGAGGAAGUCUGGGCUGUCAUGGACGGCAAGAUGACGCCCUCUGGUCACAACUGGGUCCAGGGCCAGGGUACCGGGCCCCGGCUGAAGCAGGACGACAACGACGAGGAGGAGAAGUUCGACGCUAUGGGCAACAAGAUCGAGGCGACCAAGAAGAAGGCCAAGCUUACGAGCUCUGAGGCGAGGAAGAAGAAGAAGGAGCGUAUGGCCCGCCGGAAGCGCGGUGAGGAGGUCUUCAGCGACGAGGACGACUGAACGUCUCGUUCCUGACUCUUUUUCGUGGCUUCAGCGUGACGAUCGGCUAUACAAAAAAAGCUGCGUUUUCUUUCUGGGUUCGGGUUGCAUGGGCUGGCCUUAAUGGGAUUUUUUUUUUUUCUUCAUUUCUGCUUUUCAAGUUCGUCUGGAUGAUCAUAACGCCUCGCAUGCCCCCGCUAUGUAUCGAUGAAUGGCUAUGGAUGAGACCUCGCCACCCGGGACUGGAGACCCCGGGAAGGCUUAGACUGGGUGCUCCAUCGGCCGGACAGGAGGGAAGAUAAACUAGACGGAGGAGCAGGAAGCUGUCUUACGGAUAGAGAAGACAAUAGAGAUCAUGAUCAUACCUAGGUACUACUCUCUUUGUGUUGCCAUACUGG